UCCAUCUCUGCAGAGAUUUCAGGAAGAGCUGUUAAUCAGACACAUGGGAUCUUAAUUUAGCAUUCACCUACCCCAUGCUGAGAUAUCCCUCCCCUCAUCCAUCCAUUUCCCAGGCAGGAUCCCCUCUCCAACCCAACUCCUCAUAUCUGUGUCACCAGACAACGUCACCGGAUUCAGACUUUACAAGGAGAGGACUGUCAAUGAGGGGGUGGUGAGUGGGUGGAGAAUGGGGUAUAAAGCAGGGAGGCAGCUAGCUCCAGGAGAAAAGCACUUGAGAGACCAGCUUCCACUACAAAUCAAAGCUUGAACCCUUCAAGUCUUCAGCAUCCUCUGCUGACUCUGCUCCUGUGUCUGGGAGUUCUCAUCACUUGCUACAAGUUAUUCUUCCUUCAUCUUCUGUUACCAUGGCAGCCAACCAGGGUGAGGACCAGCUGUGCAGCUAUCAGGAAGCCAUACGCCAGGGUCCUUUUCUCUAUGCAGACUUGCCUCAGCCUUCUCCAUCCAGUGGACCUCUCAGGAGAAAUAAACUCAACAGGCUAAAAAUCCAGCCUCUGUCCUUCGAGGAGAUAAGAGAGGUAGAGGAGGAAGGAGCAUCCCCCAACGAGGAGGAGAAGGCUAGGAGAUCAUUCUUAAAAUCGUUGGAUUCCUUGAGGAGAGGUUCUCUCCAUCUUCACCUCAAGAAGGACAAGCUGAACAGCCACAAACUCAGUCUGGACUCCAGUGACUCUGACACAUCUCUGUAACCCACAAUCUGAGAGAUAAGACCUCAAACAACCCCCCAAUGCCUGAGUAGAACAGGGGGUUCUGUGGAGUAGUUCUGGAAACUUCACCUCCUCCAGGUGACAUUGAGAGAUGGACAUCUAGCACAUAGGACUUGUGGUUUUAUUUUCUGGGUUGGCAGAGUCUGCCUGAUGCCUUCCCUAUGCCAGGAUGUUUACAGAGGUGUUUUGUAAUAAAUAUGUAUAUUUUUCUAUCACUUACUGACCCUUGAAUACUCUUCCCAUCCAACAGUAUUAGUCUUUCAAUAAAUAUGUGACUGUGGAUGUGAUUUUUAAAAAAAGGCCAUAUGCUCUCAAUAGAUUAUUUAAUGUAUGAACUCUGUGAAUCUGUAUAUGUGAAAUGAUAUAAGCUUUAUAUUUUUAUGUUGCUUUUAUGACUAAAUAAACUGUUUCUAAUUGAA
This is a messenger RNA of Pelobates cultripes (western spadefoot toad), 1180 nucleotides long. The record is from the annotation of a GenBank genome assembly. NCBI's taxonomy places the organism in Eukaryota, Metazoa, Chordata, Amphibia, Anura, Pelobatidae.